Molecule: messenger RNA, 1680 nt
Organism: Trypanosoma theileri
Lineage: Eukaryota; Euglenozoa; Kinetoplastea; Trypanosomatida; Trypanosomatidae
Exons: 1
Coding region: 1-1680 (559 amino acids)
Source: RefSeq, a predicted model, not a curated record
AUGAAGCGUUACGGGAGUAGUAAACCUGCAGUUAUUGCGGGUAUUAUUCGAGGGAACCAUCUCUGUAAUAAUAAUGGUUCUUCUCUCUCACUUCAUGCACAUGGCAGUAGAGAUGGUAUGUGUAGUGUCUCUCAUCGGGUAAGUUGUAUCCGAUUCACUACACAAACUCCAGUACUUCUUCAAUCAUGGGCACAACGAGCGAAUCGUUUGUGGAUGUGUAUUAAAGAAGAUUGUCGACACGUCAAUGCCUCAGGGGCUACACAUUGUGAGACGUGUAAUACUGAAAAACCUAUUCUUAAGGGAUGGUUGUGUACAGAGUGUGAAACACGAAAUCAUAAGGGAGUUAAAAAAUGUCACAAGUGUGGAACUUCUGCAGAUAUGAGUGAAGAUUUCUGGAUGUGUAUUGCAUGCGAAAAAAAUAAUCGUAUUGACGAAAUAGAUGAUAAUAGUCGUUGUGGAUUUUGUGGUUAUGAUAUGGCCCCUAUGUCAAUGACAGAAGCGGAAGCACUUCGUAUUCAAUAUGAACGUUCUCAACGACUUCGUGAAGCACAAGAACAAUUUGAUAAUCUUUCUGCUAAAGAAUCUGAUGAUCAAUUUGGUGAUGAAACAGCUGGUGCUUCCAUGUUGCCAGAUGCCAUUAAAGGGCCACUUACUUCUACUACUAUUCCUGCUUCUAAUGUUAAUGUUAAUGCUAAUCCUUCACAUUCACCAUCGUUGUCAUCGUUACCACGCAAUAUUCCUGAAGUAAAACCAUUUACACCAGCUCCAUUAGAAACAGCUCACUCACGUUUAUACAGAAAAUCACGACGACCUGUUCCUCUUCCUACAGGAAUACCACAAGGACCACCAGGAUUUGAUUGGAUGUGCCGUGAAAGCAAUUGUGGAACUAUUAAUGCUGGAGAUGAAGAGAAUUGUAGCAAGUGUGGUACACAUAUUACACCUAGUGAAUGGGAAUGCUGUCAUUGCGGUGCGGUGAAUCAUUUAACUCGUUCAAGGUGUUUUAACUGUCAAGUGCCUAUUUCUGUAUCGUGGGUUUGCUCCAGUUGUAGGGCAGCGACCAGUAUUUAUGAUCGUACCUGUCGAGAAUGUGGAAUACCACGUCCACCAACAGAACCGAAAGAAGCCCGUGAUGUUCAGCAAACAUGGAAAGCGAAUUCCACUACAACUGGUGGUGGUAGAAGGCGUACAAUGCGUAGAGAAGAUUGGAAUUGUCCAGAAUGUCAAGGAUUGAACUUUGCAUCACGAACUGCAUGUUAUCAAUGUGGAGCUCCAAAGUCUACAAGUGAAGAAUCUGUUUCUAGUGUAAAUACAGAGGCUGUUCCAGAUCCUGCGCUUAGUCAUAAUAAUUGGUUCUGUCGAUAUUGUCAAGCGAGUAACUUUCGUACACGUACGAGUUGUUGGCAAUGUGGUCGUGCUUCCGCAGAGUCUGGGGCAACAUCAUGGUCUAAUGAUGAGUCUACACCACAGUUUGAGCGGGAGGGAUUUCAGCAAGAUGUGGAUGGUAGCUCAGUAGCAGAAGGACAAAUGAAUGUGUGGAAUAAGAAGAGUGAUGAUUGGACCUGUGGAAAAUGUUUUUCAAAGAACUUUAAAAAUCGACAGGAGUGUCACAAGUGUGGGGCUACAAAAACUGUGGCAGUGGCCCCAAGACGUGCGUUUGUACGUAAACCGGUCAAAAUUUAG